AUGGAGGUUUACCAUUCCAUCUCCCUCAUCACGAGCGUGGCUUUUUUGGCUGAUGGCGUGGAGUGGACCAGUUGGCACGGAGAUCGGCACGCGGAGUAUAUUUCCAAAGAAACAUUGGAGAAAAUCCCUAUCGUCAAUACUGUCUUCACCGUCGUCUGGAUCGUCGUCGACUCCCUUCUGGUCCAUGGGAUCGUCAAGAUGAAGAGGAAACUGAUAAUUCCGUGGUUGUGGGUGAACACCCUGCUGCUGAUCCUGCUGACGAGCCUUGCGGUCAUCGUCAUCAUCAUCGUGCUCGUCGUCAGCCCGAAGGACUUUCCGCUGCUCAUCAUCUUGGUGAUCGCGUGCGCCAUCGGUUUCUCCAUCCAGAUCCACUUCCUCCUCGUGGUCUACUCCCAUUACAAG
Messenger RNA from Darwinula stevensoni, 402 nucleotides. Lineage: Eukaryota; Metazoa; Arthropoda; Ostracoda; Podocopida; Darwinulidae. The record is from the annotation of a GenBank genome assembly.